AUGGCUUUUGCCUACACUUUGCUUGUCACUUCCCAAGCAUCCGACGAUAGAAAGGUGUAUGUUGUGUAUAUGGGCAAACCAUCUGAAGUUGAAGGAGGUUUCUCAGCUGCGUCCGCACGACAUGCCAACAUGCUUCAACAAGUUCUUACCACCAGUGAUGCAUCCAAUUCUCUGGUGUAUAGCUACCACCGGAGCUUCAGCGGCUUUGCGGCCAGGCUCAACGACGACGAGGCCCGAAAACUCGCCGAGAUGGAGGGAGUUGUGUCUGUGUUUGUGAGUGAAAAGAAGGAGCUUCACACGACAAGGUCAUGGGAUUUCAUGGGUUUAUUGGAUGAAGCUUCAAGAACAAGGUUGGAGAGCGAUGUAAUCGUGGGAAUGUUGGACACCGGAAUUUGGCCGGAAUCUAAAAGCUUCACCGAUGAAGGCUUUGGUCCGCCGCCGCCCAAAUGGAAAGGCAAAUGCCAAUCUUCUUCCAAUUUCACCUGCAACAAUAAAUUAAUCGGAGCUCGAUUCUACCGGAGUAAUCCUGUGGAGGGCGGAGGCGACAUUCUUUCUCCGAGAGAUACAGAAGGCCAUGGAACCCAUACCUCAUCCACAGCCGCCGGCAAUUUGGUCGCUCAGGCCAGCCUUUUUGGGCUCGGCCUUGGGACCUCCCGCGGCGGCGUCCCCUCUGCCCGCGUCGCCGUCUACAAGAUUUGCUGGUCCGACGGCUGCUCCGACGCCGACAUCCUCGCAGCUUUCGACGAUGCAAUUGCCGAUGGAGUCGACGUCAUCUCCAUUUCCGUCGGAGGUUCUAUUCCCAGGGAGUACUUCAAGGAUUCAAUUGCAAUUGGGGCUUUCCACGCCAUGAAGAAUGGUAUUCUGACCUCAAAUUCCGCUGGGAACACCGGCCCUGGUUCUGCCACCAUCUCGAAUGUUUCCCCAUGGUCGCUAUCGGUGGCUGCUAGCACCAUAGACAGGAAAUUUGUGACCAAAGUGAAGUUGGGUAAUGGAAAAGCCUUUGAGGGGAUCUCAGUGAACACCUUCCAACUUGAAGAUAAGAUGUUCCCGCUUAUAUACGCUGGUGAUGCUCCAAACAGUACUGCGGGUUUCAACGGAUCACUUUCAAGGUUCUGCUUCCCAGGUUCUUUGGAUAUGAACCUGGUUCAAGGCAAGAUUGUUUUCUGCGAUGAGAUUGGUGAUGGAACAACAGCUCUGAGUAGUGGUGCAAUUGGUACCAUAAUGCAAGAUGCAAACUUCCUAGAUGUUGCCUUUGUUUUCCCAUUACCUGCUUCCAAGUUAGACUUGAACGCCGGAAGUAAAGUUUUCCAGUACCUGAGAUCAACGAGCAAUCCAGAAGCUAAUAUAGAAAAGAGUACCACCAUUGACGAUCUGUCAGCUCCAUUUGUUGUUUCCUUCUCAUCAAGGGGGCCUAACCAAAUUACACUAGACAUUCUUAAGCCUGAUUUGACAGCACCAGGAGUGGAUAUAUUAGCAUCUUGGUCUGAAGAUGCAACAGUUACAAGUUUAGCAGGGGAUAACAGAGUAGUUCCAUUCAACAUAAUCUCUGGAACUUCCAUGUCUUGCCCACAUGCAACAGGAACAGCUGCAUAUGUCAAAUCUUUCCACCCAACUUGGUCUCCAGCUGCUAUUAAGUCUGCCCUUAUGACGACAGCCUUUCCCAUGACUCCAAAGUUAAACGCAGAUGCUGAGUUUGCAUAUGGAGCAGGUCACCUAAAUCCAGUAAAUGCCAUUAAUCCUGGUUUGGUAUAUGAUGCCACAGAGAUUGAUUACAUAAAGUUCUUAUGUGGGCAAGGAUUUAGUACCAAUAAUCUUAGUCUUGUCACCGGUGACCAAAGCAACUGUUCAGAUGUUAGAAAAACAGCUGCGUCAGAUCUAAACUAUCCAUCUUUUGCUCUAUCAAUCAAAACUCGAAGAUUGGUUAGUCGUGUCUUCCACAGGACCGUCACGAACGUCGGGUUGCCAGUGUCGACCUAUAAAGCGAUUAUUCAAGCUGCCCCCGGGCUCAAAGUUACAGUACGACCCGCUACUCUUUCUUUCAGUUCUCUUGGACAAAAGAUAUCUUUCACUGUAAGGAUUAAAGCAAAAACUGCUGGGAAGCUGAUUUCUGGUAGCUUAACCUGGGAUGAUGGAGUGCAUCUGGUGAGGAGCCCCAUUGUUACAUUUGUUAAUCCAUUAUGAGAGGUUCACGUGCUUGUUUAUUAUUGUUGGGAAGUACCCUUUUCCUUUUGUUUAGAACAUGCAUAAGGAAUUUGAUGAUUAUAUGAAUAAAUUCUUCUUUAUGAAUCAUU
Momordica charantia (bitter melon) is the source of this 2291-nucleotide messenger RNA. RefSeq names its product cucumisin. NCBI's taxonomy places the organism in Eukaryota, Viridiplantae, Streptophyta, Magnoliopsida, Cucurbitales, Cucurbitaceae. The record is from RefSeq and is a predicted model, not a curated record. Gene Ontology annotation, molecular function: serine-type endopeptidase activity. Gene Ontology annotation, biological process: proteolysis.